Balearica regulorum gibbericeps (East African grey crowned-crane) is the source of this 1444-nucleotide messenger RNA. NCBI's taxonomy places the organism in Eukaryota, Metazoa, Chordata, Aves, Gruiformes, Gruidae. The record is from RefSeq and is a predicted model, not a curated record.
CAGUUGCCUUUCUGAAUAUUAGCCCUGAGGCUGCCAUGAGUGACUCGUCCCUGAUGUUUAUGGCUGGAGCAAACACCGUGGAAGAGCAGAGAGCUCGCUGGGAGAGAAAGCGCAGCCGGACAGCCAAGGAGCUGCUGGAAACCGAACACAAAUACCUUGAGCAGCUGGAUUUGGUGGUCACAUUCUUUGUGACCAUUUUGAAGGCCAAAGGGACACUGAAGCCUGCUGUGUUGGAAACUAUAUUUGGACCCCUGGAAUCCAUAUAUUCGGCCAGCCAUGUUCUGUCGCUUCACCUGGAGAGAGGGAAUUUGGGAUCAGGAUUGGAAAAUUUCUGUCAGAAUCUGGAGCUUUAUGGCCACUACGCCGAGAAUUUGGAGCAGGCAAAUAAAACCUUGAAGGAGCAAUUGGGGAAAAGUAAGUCAUUCCGACGGUUUAAGAAACUCCAGGAGACUCGACCGCAGUUUCAAGGGAGGAAGCUAGAGGAUCUGCUUCCUUUGCCCCUGCAGAGGUUGCACCAGUACAAGCACUUCUUCAGAGACCUGCUGGAGAACACCAGCCCAGACAGUGCUGAGUACCAGAAACUUGCAAAGGCUGUAAAAUCCGUUUCUGAGGUAUCUCAGUGGGUCCAAGACAUCAUUCAUAAGAGAGAGAACUCAUUGCAGCUACUUCGGGUUCAGAAACUGCUCAAAGGACAGAAGACCCAGGUGUUGACUCCAGGGCGCUGGUAUAUCCGGGAAGGCUGGCUUCUGGUGGUGCCUUCAAAGGGAGAAGAACUGAAGCGCAGGAUGUUCUUCCUUUUUUCUGAUAUCUUUAUUUCAACAAAGCCCUGCCACCCACUGCACCCGCUCAAUUCGAACAAAUUGGCAUGCCAGGCUGUCUACCCGCUUCACCAGUGCAUAGUGGAUAAAGUGUUUGGCCACACGCAGAGCCAGGGAGGGCUCCUCAGUCUUUCCUUUCCACACAAGACACUGCUGUUGAUGUCCAGUGACCAACAAGACAUUAAUGACUGGUAUCGGAGUCUCACAGCUGCAGUCAGGUUAGUAAUCAACCUUCAGACCUCCCGGGACAUCUUCCACUCCUGUGCUCCAGGACAGCAACAAGCUGGCCGGUGCACGAGCAGCUCACACCAAGCGCCGUGCCCGGGCGGAGGGGGAUGCCUAAACAGGGGUGCCCUGGGGAGCCUGCGGGGCUGCUGCCUGCUGCAUGUCCUCCCGGUAACCCUUCAGGAGCUGGUUGAGCAGCGUCUUCUCGGUGUCGCGGCGCGGGCGGAUCAGCGGUGGGAAGGGGUUCCCCUUGAGCUCGAUGACCGCCAUUUUGGCGCGGUCAAGGCCAUCCCGGUUGGGGAUACGCAGCAGGCGGGUGUAGCUGCCGGGGUGGGGCUGGAACCGGGGUGCCAGCACCUUGAACAGCUUGUGGAUGAGGUCCUUCUCCUGCGGGCAGCACG